Cavenderia fasciculata is the source of this 1011-nucleotide messenger RNA. RefSeq lists its product as uncharacterized. NCBI's taxonomy places the organism in Eukaryota, Evosea, Eumycetozoa, Acytosteliales, Cavenderiaceae. The transcript has 3 exons. The record is from RefSeq and is a predicted model, not a curated record. The coding region runs from base 1 to 1011 and encodes 336 amino acids.
AUGUCACUCGCAGAUUUGAAUCAACAAUCAGUCGGCUACAUCAUUGUAGCUAUUACUCAAGUAUCAAUUAUUCUAGCAGAACCAGGUCUAUAUGGUUUGGGUGUACCCUCUGUGAACUGGAGUAACCCAUCUGACACUUAUUUUGGUGUUUUCAAUAACGGAUCAUUUAAUCAAAUACUUGAUUUAUCAAAUGGAGAAUAUAAUGGUUUUGCUAAUGGAUCUGAUCCAUCUUGUUCAGUAAACAAUAUGUUUUACGUGUUUGUUAUGCAAGGCUACGGUAUCAAUGAAUUGAUUCAAAUCGAUACUGAUAAGGUGACCUACUCUCAAGUUGCAUCAAACGUUUUGAGCGAACAAACCAUCGAAUCUCUAUACUGUGUCGGUAGUGGUCCAUCUUCAUCUGCUCUACCAUUGUUUAUCGCUGUCCAAAGCCCACCAAAUAGCAAUACCGGUAUCUUGAUCUCUUCCAACAAUGCUGGAACUGGAGGUGACAAGGUUCUCUACAAGUCCAAUCCAAACAGACAAUUAUUGGCAUCUGCCUAUGACUCUACAGCUGGUAUUGUCUACAUUUUCUAUAACAACACUGCCACCAAUACCAAUGGUGUCACUGUCUACUCUAUGGUCGCUGGUCAAUCUCAAGACUCUGUUAUGCCAAGACUCCCAGCCAACUUUGUUAUCCUCGAUACCGUCUAUUCACCAUUUGACAACAAUAUCUACGGUAUUGCAUCGAUCGACGCUGCUCAACAAACCUACCGUUUCUUUGUCUUUAAUCCACAAGGAGGUAUCGGUAUCAAUAUCAUCAAGGCAUCCUACACACUUCCACAAGUCGGUUCCCUCGGUACUCCAAACAUCAAACUCGACGUAUCAGGACCAAACGUUUAUGCUGCCCUCACUCUUACUCUUUCCGGUCUCAGAUACGAUACUAUUAUUUUAGAUUUUGAUCUUGAAACUUAUCAGAUCACUGAUUCAUCCAAUUCUUACAACAUCUGUGCUUUUUCUGCAGUUAAUGCUUAA